This is a messenger RNA of Oppiella nova, 738 nucleotides long. NCBI's taxonomy places the organism in Eukaryota, Metazoa, Arthropoda, Arachnida, Sarcoptiformes, Oppiidae. The record is from the annotation of a GenBank genome assembly.
UGAAAGUUUGGCGAAAAGUAAACAUAAUUUGAAAACAUGAGUGAAAUCUUCAAAGACACCAAAGAAUUGGAGGAAUUCUUCAAGAAUUUGGGGAUUGAGUACCGAUUCUCGUGCUAUUACGAGAAGAAUGGCGAGGGAUGUCAUCUUUUGGGUGAAUAUAUGUCCAAAAUAGAGGCCGAUUUGAAGCGUUCAUCCAAAGUGUUCAAAGAUAAUUGCGAUGACAACCGAUUUGGUAGGAGUUGUACUCAAUAUGGGAUCAGUCUUUUGCAGGGCAGAGGAUGUGAUCCAGACGUGAAGAAAGCUCUCGAGUACUUCGGCAGAGGCUGUCAGUUGGGCGACAACGAGGGCUGCUUUUAUUCGGGGCAACUGUUGUCCGGAUCCGAUGCUCAAUACAAAGACGCGAUUGAGCCCAACAUCAAGAAAUCUGUGGAGCAGUUGGCGAAGGGCUGCGAAAUGAGUGAAAACGGCAUAAUCGCCGCCGAGUGUUGUUUUUAUGUCCACUCCUUCUACCUGUUGGGCAAAAACGGCUGCGAAAAGGAUUUGUCCAAAGCCUUGAAAUUCGGGAUCAAAGGCUGCGAAUUGGAUAAUCUUGAGUCGUGUAAUAAUUUGAGUCAAAUGUAUGCCUUAGGGAUGGGGACACCGAAGGAUGAGGGCUUGGCCAAGAAGUAUAGGAAUAAGAGUAUAGAUAUGAUGGAACAGAUCAGCAAUUAUCGCAACAUUGAGACCCAAAGGACUUAA